Hibiscus syriacus is the source of this 785-nucleotide messenger RNA. RefSeq names its product ethylene-responsive transcription factor ERF017-like. Lineage: Eukaryota; Viridiplantae; Streptophyta; Magnoliopsida; Malvales; Malvaceae. The transcript has a single exon. Gene Ontology annotation, molecular function: DNA-binding transcription factor activity; DNA binding. Gene Ontology annotation, biological process: regulation of DNA-templated transcription. The coding region runs from base 92 to 688 and encodes 198 amino acids. The record is from RefSeq and is a predicted model, not a curated record.
CAUCUGCAUUCUGCAGCGAGGAAUCAAAAACAAAAAAAAACAACAAAACUCAGACUAUCACUUAGUACUCUGAUUCAAAGGAGGAAAAACAAUGGUGAAACACAUAAGCGAAAAGCCUGCAGCCGAGAGAACGGAUUCGAAGUUCAAGGGUGUUCGCAAGCGGAAAUGGGGGAAAUGGGUAUCGGAAAUCAGACUGCCAAACAGCAGGGAAAGGAUUUGGUUGGGAUCUUACGACUCAGCCGAGAAAGCAGCCCGUGCUUUCGACGCCGCUCUUUUUUGUUUACGCGGCCGUUCUGCUAAAUUCAAUUUCCCCGAUAACCCGCCCGAGAUAGCCGGCGGCAGGUCUUUGACACGGACCCAAAUCCAAGCCGCCGCGGCCCGUUUCGCUAAAUCAGAGCCUCCAAUGUCCCAAUCGGAGGAAUCCAACUCCGGGUUUCAAACGGAAUCUUCAUCACCGUCGGUUUCGGACGGGACAACACAGUUCGACAUUGAAUUGCCUAUGGAUGAGUCGUUUCUGGAUCUUUUGACAACCGGAACGGGCAAUUACGGAUCGGAUUAUGGGUUGAUAUUCCCUGAAUUUGAUGAUUUCUCAAGUGAUUUUCUCAGAUCAUCGUUGCCCAACAUCGGGUUUGAAGAGGAGAAUUUUGAUGGGAUAUUAGUUCCAGAAUCUUUUCUUUGGAAUUUCUGAAAACGGGUCGACCUGGGCAUUUUAGUAUCCAGAGUUGGAUCCGGAUAUUUGGCGGGCCAAAUUUUUGCACAGAAGAGCCUUUUUGCUCAUCAAAUUA